Danio rerio (zebrafish) is the source of this 1923-nucleotide messenger RNA. It is a transcript of the gene stk35, whose product is annotated as serine/threonine kinase 35. Gene Ontology annotation, molecular function: protein kinase activity; ATP binding; protein serine/threonine kinase activity. Gene Ontology annotation, cellular component: nucleoplasm; nucleus. The record is from RefSeq and is marked validated. Lineage: Eukaryota; Metazoa; Chordata; Actinopteri; Cypriniformes; Danionidae.
AGUCAGACGAUUGAUGGAGGAAGUGACAAAAAACACCAAAACAAACUAAUCGAUUUGACUUUCCGCAACUCUCAUUCAGAGACGUUAUGAAAAACAGGAUUAUUGCCCCGAAACAUAUGCUGUCAACGCAAGGGGUAAUAAUAAACUCAUGGAGCUGCGGAGAGUAACGAGCCUCCGGCGGGGCUGCAAAAGAGCCAAGCCGCCCAGCGCGAUCAUGUGGCGGGAUAGUAAAGUUCUGCGCCCGCUGCCCGUGGAGACCAAUAAUGAUGAGGAACCCAUGGAGGAAGACGACUUUUUCUCCUUGGGGUUCCUCAAGAAGGACAAUUUCGAGGCUGGGAUAGUCUUCACAGCGCCUCGGUAUAGUUUAAUUCGGGAAGUGGGUCGCGGGAGCUACGGCGUGGUUUACGAGGCCGUCGCCCGGAGGUCUGGAGCUCGUGUGGCGAUUAAAAAACUCCGUUGCGACGCGCCUGAAAAAGUGGAGCUGGCGCUGGCUGAGUUCUGGGCCCUGGCGAGCCUGGAGAAAAGGCACGAAAAUGUGGUGCAACUGGAGGAGUGUGUCCUGCAGAGAAACGGGAUGGCACAGAAGAUGAGCCACGGGAACAAACGAAACAAGCAGUAUUUGAGAUUAGUGGAAACGUCGUUGAAAGGUGAGCGUAUCCUGGGUUACCCAGAGGAACCUUGUUAUCUUUGGUUUGUUAUGGAGUUCUGCGAUGGCGGUGACCUUAAUCAGUACAUCCUCUCACGACGGCCCGAUCCACGGACCAACCGAAGCUUCAUGAAACAAUUAACCAGUGCUGUGGCCUUCCUCCAUAAAAACAACAUCGUCCACCGGGACCUCAAACCAGACAACAUUCUCAUCUCGCAGAAAUCCGGCAAUCCUGUCAUCAAGGUUGCAGACUUUGGUCUCAGCAAGGUGUGCGCGGGACUCAGCUGCAUGCAAAACGAAGGCGACGAUCAGGUUAAUAAUAAGAACAUAGUGAACAUUAAUAAGUUCUGGUUAUCAUCAGCAUGCGGAUCUGACUUUUACAUGGCACCCGAGGUGUGGGAAGGCCAUUACACGGCCAAAGCGGACAUUUUUGCGCUAGGCAUCAUCAUUUGGGCUAUGAUUGAACGGAUCACGUUUAUUGAUGCCGAGUCUAAGCGAGAGCUUCUCGGGACGUAUGUUCGCCAGGGAACUGAGAUCGUCCCGGUGGGUGAAGCCUUGCUGGAGAAUCCCAAAAUGGUUUUACACAUCCCGCAGAAAACACGGAGCAUCAUGUCGGAGGGCGUCAAGAGGCUUCUGCAGGACAUGCUUGCGGUUAAUCCACAGGACCGGCCAGAUGCAUUUCAGCUGGAGGUCAGAAUGGACCAGGUCACAUGUGCGGCGUAAGAGGACCCGAUUGGCCAAAACAAGCAUGCAACUUUUUCAGGUUUUCACAGUAAGACAGAAGUGAAAAAGGGAAAAAGCCAAUCCUGGAACUGUGAAUUGACUUUUGCGAACACUUGCAAGAAGCAGAAGUGAAAUUAAAGAGAUUUCCUGUCUAUUUUAAAGACCCAUCAGAUGGAAAUGCUAUGCAGGUAUCAUCAUCAACACCCCCAAAACUCAUCACAACAUCUAAUUCCAGAUCUCACCAGCAAUCCAGUCAUAUUCCUGCUGUUGUUUUAGACCAGAUGUUGCACUUUGUCUGUACCUCUGUCAAAACUACCUACCACUUACCACACAGUAUACAUGUGAAUAGCUAGAUGUCGAUAAUAGGGUCGAGCGAAUGUCUGCGAAUGCUCUUAAAUAUGCACCAGACGACAGAGAAGGAAGUUAUUCUGAAGCUCACGAGCACGAAGACACACUGUGAACGAUAUAAUGUGAAUUUAUGCGUGCAAAGUUACACCGUUUCUCCUUUAGGUCACGUUAAAUACAGCAUUUCUUCCCAAAAAAAAAAAAAAAAA